This is a messenger RNA of Python bivittatus (Burmese python), 1536 nucleotides long. The record is from RefSeq and is a predicted model, not a curated record. Lineage: Eukaryota; Metazoa; Chordata; Lepidosauria; Squamata; Pythonidae.
AUAGAGGCAGGAGCGAGAGCCUGAGCGCCGCGACAAAACAAAGAGCGGGCUGGAGACGCGUCCACGCCCCGCUCUCCACCCACCCGUCUCCCCUCCCUCACGUCUCCAGUUUUGCUCUAACCUGCUGCGAGCGAAGGGAAGGGAAGGGAAGGGAAGGGAAGAGACCGGCCCGGGCGGGGAGCCCCACCGGCACCAAGCGAGCUCUCCGAUGCCCAAGCUCCCGCGCCAUUCUGCAAAAGCUUCCCCAACCCGCCGGGGGUCAGAGACGAAAGCCCUUGGCGCAGAUAUGCUUUCGCUCCUCACCUUCCUUUCUUCUUUCUGAUUCCUCUGCUACAAACUUGCUUUGGGUUGCCAGGGCACCGGGCUCCGGAGAACAGGCAGACAAAAGGCUUUGUGAACAGCUGCUCUACAGGCGGCGGCGGCGGCGGCACUCAAGAAAGUUAAGCAGGGCGCCGAAGCGGAUGGAGAGUUUCGCUGCAGAAGCAGGGCGCCGCUUCUGCCGCCCUGGCCCUGCGAUUUCGCGCUCGGCCGAGGGAUGGCCGUGCUGGCCCUAACAUGCGGCCGCGCUGCCCCUCCGGCUCCGCUGCCUCCUACCUGCGUCUCGGUGGGGGUGGUAGCUCAGCGCCCUGCCGCCUCCGUCGUUGCCUCUCCAGGGUUGGUGACCCCGCGACGAGCUUCUGCGCCGAGACCAUGUUCGACCUCCGAGGGCAGCAAAACUGCCGCCUGCUUUGCAUUAUGUGGAUCCCACUCUUGGCUUUCAUAACGGUCGGGCUCGUCUCCCUACACAGAUGCCAACGACAUCCCGGCCCGGUCCUGGGAGUGAGUCGUCUGCUCGCGGUGGUUGUGCCAGGCUCGGGCCAGCGCCCAGACAACAGAUGUGCUAUUUCAAAUGCAGCAACAUGUACUGCCUGUCUUGCUGUGGGUCCAGAAUGUGGAUGGUGUGUUCAAGAGGAUUUCAUGGCUGGAACAAAGCUGAAGGAACGAUGUGACAUAGUUUUACAUUUAAUCCAAAGAGGCUGCAGGCCAGAUUUCAUAGAAAGUCCCAAAGUUGAUGUAACAAUACCCAGUAAUGAGGUUAAUAUUCAAGUGAUACCAGGAGAAGCUUCAGUGCAGCUGCGUCCAGGAUCUGAAGCAAGUUUUAUGCUGAAAGUCCGCCCACUGGAAAAGUAUCCUGUGGAUCUCUAUUAUUUGGUUGAUGUGUCUGCAUCUAUGCACAGGCAUAUAGAACGAUUAAACUCUGUUGGAUUUGAAUUAUCUCAAAAGAUGGAAAAUAUUUCCAUUGAUUUACGACUUGGAUUUGGAUCCUAUGUAGAUAAAACAGUGUCCCCUUAUAUUAGUAUUCACCCAAAAAGAAUCCAUAAUCAGUGCAGUGAUUAUGAGCUAGAUUGUAUGCCACCUCAUGGUUUUAUUCAUGUUUUAUCACUGACUGACAAAAUACCAGAAUUCAGGAGUGUAAUUAAUAAGCAGAAAAUCUCUGGAAAUAUUGAUACACCCGAAGGAGGCUUUGAUGCUAUGCUUCAGGCAGUAGUGUGUCAG